This is a messenger RNA of Scophthalmus maximus (turbot), 5503 nucleotides long. It is a transcript of the gene gabrb1, whose product is annotated as gamma-aminobutyric acid type A receptor subunit beta1. Gene Ontology annotation, cellular component: neuron projection; synapse; membrane. The coding region runs from base 417 to 1853 and encodes 478 amino acids. Gene Ontology annotation, molecular function: neurotransmitter receptor activity; extracellular ligand-gated monoatomic ion channel activity; GABA-A receptor activity. The transcript is spliced from 9 exons. Gene Ontology annotation, biological process: regulation of membrane potential; signal transduction; nervous system process. Lineage: Eukaryota; Metazoa; Chordata; Actinopteri; Pleuronectiformes; Scophthalmidae. The record is from RefSeq and is a predicted model, not a curated record.
AAAGGUGACCGGAGAGCUGCGGUCGUUGCUCACCAUUUCAGCUCUUCAAGUUGAGCGGCGGCGGGAAGAGCAGCUUGACGCAGAACUGCUCCGGACACUGCGUCUGCUGGAAUAAGCUGAACGCGUUGCUGGAGGAAGGAGAGGAGGAGGAGGAGGAGGAGAGGGAGGCUAUGCACUGACAUGCAGAGUGCUUCACUCUCCAGGUGAAAACCUAAGCCUGUGGACUGUGUGGUUUUUUUUUUUCCUUUUUCUGCUCGGCUACAAUUUUCGUCCAAAUUCGUUUUGUCUUCUCACCCCCGACGCUUGGAUGUUGGUAAAAGGACGCGCAUGCGUUGCUCUUGGAAUAAUUUUGCAGCCUCAAUUUGCAUCCCUGAAAUAUUGUGUCAAAGUCGUUAGCAGGAUCAGAGUUAGUAGUGAUGUGGACUACUCUGGACCGCGGGUGCUUAGGGAUCUGCUGCUUGUGCCUGCUGGUGACAGUGGUCUGCGGGGCACAAAGCGCCAAUGAGCCCAGCAACAUGUCCUAUGUGAAAGCCACCGUGGACAAGCUGCUGAAGGGCUAUGACAUCCGACUGCGGCCUGAUUUUGGAGGCGCCCCCGUGGAUGUUGGCAUGAGCAUCGACAUUGCCAGUAUUGACAUGGUGUCUGAAGUCAACAUGGACUACACCAUCACCAUGUACUUUCAGCAGUCCUGGAGAGACAAGCGUCUGUCUUACACAGGCAUUCCUCUCAACCUCACCCUGGACAACAGAGUGGCAGACCAGUUGUGGGUCCCUGACACCUACUUCAUUAAUGACAAGAAGUCCUUUGUCCACGGGGUGACAGUGAAGAACCGAAUGAUCAGACUGCACCCUGAUGGAACAGUGCUCUACGGUCUCAGGAUCACUACGACAGCUGCCUGCAUGAUGGACCUGCGCAGAUACCCACUGGAUGAGCAGAACUGCACCCUGGAGAUAGAGAGCUAUGGAUACACCACUGACGACAUCGAGUUCUACUGGCAGGGAGGAAGCAAUGCAGGUUCUGUCACUGGGGUGGAGAACAUUGAACUACCCCAGUUCUCCAUCAUAGACUACCAAACCCUUUCCAAGAAAGCUGUGUUUGCAACAGGCUCCUAUCCACGUCUGUCCCUAAGCUUUAAGCUGAAGAGGAACAUUGGCUAUUUCAUCCUGCAAACCUACAUGCCUUCCACCCUCAUCACCAUCCUGUCCUGGGUCUCCUUCUGGAUCAACUAUGACGCCUCGGCUGCCAGAGUAGCAUUAGGUAUAACCACGGUGCUGACCAUGACCACCAUCAAUACCCACCUAAGGGAGACUCUGCCCAAGAUCCCCUAUGUCAAGGCCAUUGACAUUUACCUCAUGGGUUGCUUUGUCUUUGUCUUUUUGGCAUUGCUGGAGUAUGCCUUUGUCAACUACAUCUUCUUUGGCCGUGGUCCUCACCUGCAGAAGAAGGUAGCCGAAAAGGCUGCCAAAUCCAACAAUGAGAAUAGGAGCAGACUGGAGGGCAACAAAGUGCAGGUUGAUGCACAUGGCAACAUCCUCCUGACCAACCUAACCAGUGAGAUGGGUGGAUCAGAUAUGAUGGGCGCCCUCAAUGACCCUCGGGCUACCAUGUUCUCUUACGACAGUGCUAGCAUACAGUACCGCAAGCCCAUGACUAGCCGAGACCUUUACGGACGACCUGCCAUUGACCGGCCAAUGAGUCAUAAGAAGGGUCGCUUGAGGAGAAGGGCAUCACAACUCAAAGUCAAGAUCCCCGACCUCACGGAUGUCAACGCCAUAGACAAGUGGUCGCGUGUCAUCUUCCCAAUUAUAUUCACCUUCUUCAACCUGGUCUACUGGCUUUACUAUGUCCACUAGGGUGGCAGUAGUGAGCCUGUGUGAUUUACUAGUAAAGCUACCUAGGUCUUGUACAGCAAUGAAAAUUAAAAUAAUUUAUAUGAAUCCUGUUUUGGAACGAGUAGUACUGGAUGUCUUUACAAUGUAAAAACAAUUUAAAACAGAGGUAUAAUAUAAAACAGAGGUAUAAUUUAUAAAAAAAUAUAUAUCACUUUUACUGUACUCAUACAUACAAAAUAGAUAUAGAUAAAAUAAUAGGACACAGUGGAAGUCCAAACUUGCCAAAAAGACUUUGGUGACCCUAACAUAAUGGGCAAUGGUCUUUCAUUUGAUCUCUCUUUUGCUUACCUUCUGUUAUAUCACUAUUUUGCAUGUGAAUGGAACACAACUUUAUUUGCUUUUAAGGUAAAAAAAAAAAAAAAAGGUGAGAUACAGAAGCCCAGUGCAAAAACAGUGGGUAACUAGUACUGUUUUCACUUGAUUUUGUAGUUGAAACUCAGACAGGUAAUAACAAAAGAUGGUUGCGUGAAUGCCAUCAGAAUAAGGUGAUCCUCGACUGAGGUAAUGUUUGUCAAGUUGGGUAUGUAUCAUUGUGUUGAAAUUCGACAGCCAUUUAUGACCUAAUAAACAUGUGACAUUGCUUUUCAUGAAUAUCAUGAUUUUGUUAGGGUUGUGCUGAGUGCAUGUGCAUUUACCUGUUUUCCAAUUGUAAAUCAAAUUAAGUUUUCCUUCAUAUAUAUAUAUAGAUCUUUACAUGGCUCUACUGGGCCCUGUAUUAUAAUCAUUAUACUGUAUGCUUUUGAACAAUCAUUGUAUUUAAGAUAAGCACAGGGCAGAUAUUAAUUGGAACUCCAUUAAUUUCUCAAACAAUGAAUUGUAGUCAGAUUUGUACCAACAAUAUUCUCACAGUGUCUGUGAGCAUAUACAAUGCAAUUUUCUUUAAAAAGAAAUCAGGUACAGAAAGACCAAUGAUGUCACCAAGCUUUCAAACCACAUUCAAAAUGCCGAGCCCUGAUAAAACACGCUGCUGGUGUUAAAAUGCAAUUCUUAACCUACAAAUUAUGUUCAGUGCAAUUGAAGGGAGUGUAUCUUUGACAGUGUGCAGUAUAGUGAAGCGGAGAGAAAGGUUGUGGAGGUCGGUGAUAUCAAUGGGCAUAUAUCAAGUCUGACUUUACAUACAGGAGACUGGAGUUUGCAUUCUGACGUGAUGACUUUAAAAAAAAAACUAUUUUUAAACUAAUUUACACAUAGCAAGUGUGGGAUAGAUUGUUGUUUUAAUGCUUAAGUUGUGUAUGUUAGAAUAAAUUAAUGCUUGUAAAGAGGAAAUGUGGCUAGUUGCACACAGGGGUGCUUACUGAACCCCAGCACAUGAAAUUAAAGACACCAUGAAACAGAUAUCAGAGCUAUUUGAUUCCACAUAUUUACCUGUGUCCGUUAAAACACAAAACUAUGUAGAGAAUUGUCCCUAAUAAUAUUUUGCAUCUACAGUAGGCAACAGCAGUGAAUGUGCAUCACAUCCCUGCAGCAGAUUUGACAGUAGCAUGGAAAGUCAAGAUGACGGCCUGCUCUCUGUUGACAGGGACUUCUUGCCACCACCUUUGCCUACAACUGUGGAUUUAACCAAUGAAUCAGACAGCGUAGGAUUCUGUGCAUUGGUCGCUAACAGGCAGAAUUCAUCGUUCUGGGAGUGAGUUGAAAAUUUGAGAAAGCUUUCUCAUUAGAGGUAAAAGUUAAGAAAUGGCCCUGAGUGCAGGAUGAGUUGUCAAACAGUUAAAAAGCGUUCUACAGGAAGAGGAUAGACACAUUUCUCUAUCCUGGUUUACAUGAUACUGUGUAAAGAGCAGGCUUUUGAAGGUCCUGUCCAGAGAACAACCAAAAAACAUGAAGAGCAUACUGCAUGAAUUGAAAUAGAAAUGGUUCAUCACAUUCACAGGGUAUAAUCUUUUGGCAUACACAAACACAAGGGGGUUGGCCAUGCACAGGUGGGCUUGUCUGCUGGUACGCUCUGCAACACAUUGCAUGUUUGGUUGUUUAAUUUGUUCUGGCCAGAGUCACCUGAUAUCUCCAAAGUUGUAGAUCUGAGAGGGUUUACCUAAGCAAACACUUCGAUCAGGUUUCUUUGUGUUCUAGUUCUGUCGUUCUUCAACUUUGAACCUACUGCAUUUAUAAAGCCCAUUUAUGCUGUAGGAGUUUUAGCAAUACACAACUUUGUUGGCCUUUAAGGCUCUUCAAUCUGGCCUGCUGACUUUCAAAGUGUGUAUUGGAGAUACGUGUGUGUGUGUGUUUGUGUGUGUGUGUGUGUGUGUGUGUGUGUGCGCAGUGGGAUGUGAAUAUUCACAGUGGAACGUCUGAGUUCCCCCAUCUCCAGUUUUCCACAACUUGGAACUUUAUUAUUCAUUCAGAAGCUUUGGCCAUCAUCUCUAUCAGUUAUCUUAACUUUUUUGCUCGAUCACUUAACGGUAGAGACUUGUGGACACAGCAACAUACAAAAGGAGUCAGAUGACAGGUUGUAAAUAAACCGACAGUUGAUGAGAUAAUCCAAAAUCACAGGUUGACAUUAAAGUGAGCACACCCGAAAAGUGGAUUACAAGAAUGUCAAGUGGGCAUUUUCCAAAGUUACUCCUUGGAAAUCUCUGUUGUAGUUGUCAUAGUGCGCUGAAAGACAUGACGGGCAAAGGUACAAUGUUAUUAUAUGAUCCAAGUUGUAAUAAAGCAGAAUUGUCCUUAAUUAGUAUAUACAGAUGUAAGUAGUAUGGCAAUUUGAUGGUAAGGACCAAUGCCUGUCUUAUCAGGGCUUUUAAAAAACAACAAAAAAACAACAACAACAACAAAAAAGCAGCAAAACCACACAGGCUUCAGGACACAAUAUAGCAGUGUCCUCUUUUCUCAUGGCUGAAUAUUGUGCCUUUACCAAGAAUCUCAAUAUUUUCACAGGGUUUAAAUUAACUUCUAAACCAUCUUGUACUUUUUCUAGAUUAAGAAGAACAUGGAGUACCAGACACCAGAAUUGGACACUCUCAGAUCUUUUCUGAGGCUCUGUAACGUACAGUGCCAUUCUCUAAGCAUAGAUUGUAGUGAGACAUUCCAGCAUUACGAUGACAAUCUUUUGAAUUCAGUGUCCCGCAAGGCUGGUCUCCGCGCUGGCAGUGUUGCAGCUCGUGGACAGAGCAGAGAGGAUGGACAGUGAAGAAAAAAGAAGGAGAGAAAAAAGCGGACCUCUCCCCACAACAAAAGACACAUGGAGAAGAAAGACAUGUUUUCAGUGGACUGAGGAACUAAUGGAAGCCUUGAACAACUGCUUUGCCCAAAGGCUGUGGACAGGGAGGACAUGUGCUGGACUCUUAUUGUGUAAAAUUACUGUACAAUUUUUCUCUUAUGCUCUAUAUGUUCUUUCACGUUGAAUGGGAUGUGGGUGUGAUUGCAGUGUGUGUGUGUGUGUGUGUGUGUGUGUGUCUUGCUGCCGGUGUAAAGACAAACAUAGCACACUGUGCAGGAAUGCGUGAGUGGACAUUUGUGUGUGAGUGUAUUUGAGAGAAAGAGAGAGAGAGAUUGAAAGUGGGGCCAUAUGGAUACACGUGAGAGGGAGAAAACAUAAAAUACUAAUUCUUUGUGUCAAUUUAUAGAGACUUCAAAGAAUAGCGUUUAAAUAAAACUGCUGACAUCUCUACCAA